AUGGAGAUAGUCUCAAUUACAAAAACAAUUUCCCUAAUUCUCCAGAUUUUGAUAAUCCUAAAUGCCUCACCUUAUCUUGUUCAUUGUGCAUUUUCACGUCUCCAACUUCCAUCACGAAUCUCUGGCCCUGACUCUGCUGCUUUCGACACAAAAGGCGACGGACCUUACACUGGUGUUGGAGAUGGCAGAGUAUUCAAAUAUCAAGGUCCAAAUACUGGCUUCACUGAAUUUGCUAUUACAUCACCAAAUAGGACCAAGCAAAUAUGUAAUGGCACAAAUGACCCAAUAUCACAAAUUUCUUGUGGAAGACCGUAUGGCCUUGAAUUUUACAACAAAACUGGUGAUCUAUACAUAACUGAUGCAUAUUAUGGACUGUUGGUGGUUACACCAAGCGGAGGGCUCGCUACACCACUUGUUACUAGCUUUGAGGGUAGGCCAUUUGGCUUUCUCGACUCACUAGACAUCGACCAGGAAAUGGGAAUCAUUUAUUUUGUAGAUGCAGGAGCCAUAUUCCGAACUAGCAACAGGUUUUUAAUUGCUUUAAGCGGAGAUACAACAGGGAGAUUGUUCAAGUAUGAUAUAGCAACAAAACAAGUCACAUUAUUACUAAGUAAACUUUCAGGCCCAGCAGGGGUAGCACUCAGCAAAGACAAAUCGUAUUUAUUAGUCUCCGAAGCUAUUGGUAAAAGAAUUACGAGGUUUUGGCUUGAAGGUGCAAAAGCAAAUUCUUCUGAUGUUUUCACAAACAUUGAUGGAAAUCCAGAUAACAUUAAGAGGACUGUGUCCGGAGAUUUUUGGGUGGCUGUUGUCAGCGUGAGAAUAAAGCUUUUGAUCAUUCCCACCUUGAGUUCGACAGGACAAAGGAUAAAUCAGUUGGGAGAAGUUGUGGAAACGCGUGAUUUCACAGCUCAAUAUACUAGUGCAAAUGGGAUAACUGAAGUUCAAGAAUAUAAUGAACUUUAUAUUGGGUCUUUAGACCAGAACUUUAUUGGUGUUGAUGGAGUUUGA
This is a messenger RNA of Solanum pennellii, 1008 nucleotides long. Its product is annotated as protein STRICTOSIDINE SYNTHASE-LIKE 12-like. Lineage: Eukaryota; Viridiplantae; Streptophyta; Magnoliopsida; Solanales; Solanaceae. Gene Ontology annotation, biological process: biosynthetic process. The record is from RefSeq and is a predicted model, not a curated record. Gene Ontology annotation, molecular function: strictosidine synthase activity.